Molecule: messenger RNA, 621 nt
Organism: Eurypyga helias (sunbittern)
Lineage: Eukaryota; Metazoa; Chordata; Aves; Eurypygiformes; Eurypygidae
Gene: RAD52
Product: RAD52 homolog (S. cerevisiae)
Exons: 7
Biological process (GO): double-strand break repair via single-strand annealing; mitotic recombination; DNA recombinase assembly
Cellular component (GO): nucleus
Source: RefSeq, a predicted model, not a curated record
AUGCCUGACAGUCAAGGGAGAGACAGCGAGAGCCACAUCAGCAGCAAUAGUUCCUGCACCAGCAAUUCAGUUGCUUGCUUUGGACAGUAUCAAUACACAGCAAGUGAGUAUCAAGCUGUCCAGCAUGCUCUUCGUCAGAGACUGGGUCCAGAAUAUAUCAGCAGUCGGCAGGCUGGAGGAGGACAAAAGGUCUGUUACAUUGAGGGUCACAGGGUCAUCAGCCUGGCCAACGAGAUGUUUGGCUUCAACGGCUGGGCUCAUUCCGUCACGCAGCAGAACGUUGAUUUUGUUGAUCUCAACAAUGGCAGAUUCUAUGUGGGGGUCUGCGCAUUUGUGAAAGUUCAGCUUAAGGAUGGGUCGUACCAUGAAGACGUGGGGUAUGGAGUCAGCGAAGGCCUGAAGUCUAAGGCCUUGUCCCUGGAAAAGGCAAGAAAGGAGGCGGUAACCGAUGGGCUGAAGAGGGCACUCAAGUGCUUUGGGAAUGCUCUUGGGAACUGCAUCCUAGACAAAGACUACCUGCGAGCCGUGAAUAAGCUUCCACGUCAGAUCCCUCCGGAGUUCGAUUUGGUCAAGGCCAAAAGACAGGACUACGAGCCUGAAAUAGAGACGGCGCGGUACAAC